AACAGUUGGUACUUGCCAGUCUGCACAAAAGGGUAUUUUUAUUGCUGAAUCCAAGGCUGAGAAUGUUACAAAAUCCAAGAAAAUCAAAUCACUCGAGUCUAUGAUCAAGAUAUUGGAAGGUAAGUUGUCUUCAGCCCAGAAAGAUCUGGAGGCUAUAUCAAAACCUGUAAUUGGUGGAGAUGUCGAAAAAAAUAUAUCGAAUUCUAGUAAUAUUUCUGUGGUUAGUGAACCUAAUAAAAAUCUAAGUAAAUAUUUUGUACGCAGAAAAAAUAUGGAAGAAGCUGAAAGAAUUGAUAAUGAUAUCUCGACACAAACUAAUGAUGAGAUUACCGAACCAUCAAAAGUCAAUAUUGAGAUCAGCCCUAAGAUAAAUGAGGGAACUAACGAAAUUAGUGAGGAUAUUAUACCCAAAUCUCAAGAAAUAAAAAAUGUGACUCCACACCUUGUACAACGUGAAAAUAAUAUGUCCUCUUUGAUUGAAUCGCAUUCUCAGAUUCCGAUAGGAGGGAUAGGAGCAAUUCCUGUCGUAGCAAGUAGUUUAAUGUCACCAUUAUCGGCAUAUUAG
Paraglomus brasilianum is the source of this 565-nucleotide messenger RNA. NCBI's taxonomy places the organism in Eukaryota, Fungi, Glomeromycota, Glomeromycetes, Paraglomerales, Paraglomeraceae. The record is from the annotation of a GenBank genome assembly.